This is a messenger RNA of Corythoichthys intestinalis (scribbled pipefish), 1043 nucleotides long. It is a transcript of the gene cryba1a, whose product is annotated as crystallin, beta A1a. Gene Ontology annotation, biological process: lens development in camera-type eye; visual perception. The transcript has 6 exons. Bases 116 to 706 code for a protein of 196 amino acids. Gene Ontology annotation, molecular function: structural constituent of eye lens. NCBI's taxonomy places the organism in Eukaryota, Metazoa, Chordata, Actinopteri, Syngnathiformes, Syngnathidae. The record is from RefSeq and is a predicted model, not a curated record.
AAUAGUCCCCCAUGCUGAGGUCAGAACGCCGUAAUUGUGGAACAGCCCCCUGUCAACACUGCGCCGCUAUUCUUUGGGGUCUGUCAGCUAAAUCACCCCUACAAGAAACAACAGCAUGACUCAGAAUAAUCCUAACCCAAUGGGCCCAUGGAAGAUCACAGUUUAUGACCAGGAGAACUUCCAGGGAAAGCGUCUCGAGUUUACCUCCUCCUGCCAGAACAUCACUGAGUCUGGCACUGACAACAUUCGUUCCCUGAAGGUGGAGUGUGGAGCUUGGGCAGGAUAUGAACACUCCAGCUUCUGUGGACAGCAGUUUGUGUUGGAGAGAGGGGAGUACCCUAACUGGGAGUCGUGGAGUGGCAGCAAUGCCUAUCACACUGAGAGGAUGAUGUCCUUCCGCCCCAUCUGUUCUGCUAGCCACAAGGAGUCAAAGAUGGUGGUGUUUGAGAAAGAGAACUUUAUGGGAAGCCAGUGGGAGAUAAAUGAUGACUACCCAUCACUGCAGGCCAUGGGCUGGGGAACCAAUGAGAUUGGAUCCAUGCAAGUUAAGAGUGGCGCCUGGGUGUGCUACCAGUUCCCUGGUUACCGAGGUUACCAGUACAUUCUGGAGUGUGAUCACCAUGGUGGCGAGUACAAACAUUACAGAGAAUGGGGCUCUCAUGCUCAGUCGUUCCAGGUGCAGUCACUGCGUCGCAUCCAGCAAUGAGCUGUGUCGUCUUCUUGGCUAAAAGCCUCAUGGCUUCCUGCUCCCUCUCUUUCAUCCAUAAUCAUUCCAGCGUUCCCUUGUUUCGGCACUUCUGCUUUCGUCUGUUGCUAGAUGGAAAUUUGUGAGGAGAAAAAAAAUGUUGAUGACUGAAUGGGUUCAAUGACAAAGAGAGGGAUAGGAGAGGCAGCAGCAGAUCAACUCUGCUGAGAAUGAGAUGACAAUUGAAAGUGUCUUGAGAUGUCUGUGAUGCAAUGACGUGAGUAGUCCUAUCACUGGUGUAAGAGAAAACGAGCAAGUCAAAAUAAAGACUAAAACUAGUGUCUGCUGCUAACAAUCA